Molecule: messenger RNA, 2832 nt
Organism: Capronia coronata CBS 617.96
Lineage: Eukaryota; Fungi; Ascomycota; Eurotiomycetes; Chaetothyriales; Herpotrichiellaceae
Exons: 6
Coding region: 1-2832 (943 amino acids)
Biological process (GO): regulation of transcription by RNA polymerase II
Cellular component (GO): mediator complex
Molecular function (GO): transcription coregulator activity
Source: RefSeq, a predicted model, not a curated record
AUGACGGUGACGAAGUGGACGAGUCUCUCUCGACAAUCCCUCCAGAGGCGCUUCUCCGUGUCUGAAUUCGGUAAUCUGCUCCAAGAUUCCAGUCAAGUUGAUGGAAAGCGAAUAUUUGGCGCAUUAGUAGAAUGUCGGGCCACGUUCUGCGUCGCCGGCGACCCUCUUGUUUCGCUAUAUAUCGACCACCUUGCAAGCUCCGGCCUUGUCAGCAUUUCCGACGCGCUUCUGGUUCUUGUCAGCAGAUGGAAUGCAGCCGCAACACCAUUGCCUCAGAACUGGCUUGACUGUUAUAGUCAGACCUUGCAGGACCUCACAAUGCUUGUGGUCUCGCCGAAAUGCAAGAUGACUCUAUCAGAAGCACGGAUAGCUCUGGCGGUAUCCUCCAGAUGGCUCUCGUCUGUGGCUCGCACACUCCAACAAGACCUCAUCGAACCAUCAAGUGUCGGCCACAGUAAUGUCCUUGAAGCUCUCGGAUUUCUUGUCGCAUCGGUAGCAGCUACCGACGGCGGCCUCGAAGCUCUUUCUCCAGACGACGCCCAAGAACGAAGCUCUCAAACUCGUCCUGGCCUUCAACUGCGAGAGUCUGUGAGGCAUGCUUUUGAAUUAUGCUUGCCUUUAUAUUCAGCUCUCUCUGCACAUCUUAUCGAGCGCCUAAACACAGUGCUCAAACACGUCAAUCUGCUGGAUAACGGGGACUCACAGGAAGGUGAUUCAUCUGCUCGGUCGUCUGCAAUGCAAGCCUUGCAUUUUCAGGUCGCGAUUCCAGAGACCCAGAUGGUGGCUUCAAAAGCAGGCACGAUCAUGUUUCUCGAAGCACUGCUUCUGACAGGUGCAACAAUCGACGACUCUAGCACGGUCAACUACAUGUGCUCCCGCCACCAGAAUGAAUACCAAUCUGCUUUUAAUGAUAUUUUGGGUGCGUCUUUCUACAUCCUCAAAACCCAAGCCACGCACUCGCAGCAUGGGCUCUGUUAUCAGCAAUGUCAGCUCUUUGUUCAAAGUAAACUACCUAUCAUCCUCUCGAUGAUAUCGGCUUCUUCCUUCAACAGCUUUCAUACCGAGCAAGCAAUCACUGAAACGUGGCGCCUAAUCGCACCGCAACUGUCCGACCAGAACUUGAGUUUGACCGGAGCCCGAUUCCUACACACCUGUAGCCUGCACAAUCUGAUGGCUGCGCAAGCGGCUACACAGCUAUUAGGAAGCGAGGGCCUGCCGAGCAACGUGAGCAGGGGUUUACACGCAAAGGAUGAAGUUGUGAAUCAAGUGCGCGCUAGCCACUUGAGAGGCCCGAAACUUGUGGACGAGCUCGUGCGCGGCGAAGGAAGUGCGCUUUUCAUUAGCCAGGGUCUAGUUGAGAUUAUGCAUAGUUAUUGUCAAAACAAGGAGACGCAGUAUCUCAAAGAACUUGCAAAUGCAAUCCUUCGGAAGCCUGCCGCCAUCGAUUGCAUCUCACUGUUCAUCCGGCCCGCACACUGGCUGGGUCCUCUUUGCGUUCUGUUGGACGACUGGCUUUGGGAUGACAUCCAUGGCGAAGCUCAACCGGUCUAUGACGAAUUUGGGGCAGUUUUCCUUCUAGUCUUGGUAACCAAAACUCGACUGGGUCUGUCCAAGUCGGAACUUGGAAUCCGCAAGAAGGACGGAUUCCUGGCUCAAUAUUUUGACCAAGAAUAUUCUGAGGAAAGCUUGAAUGGUACCUCGGCAGAGAAGACAACCCAUCUUGGGAACUGGAUCAACGCCCUCUACCUUGCCGAAGGCCUGAGUGACGAACUUUUCACCAGCUGUUCCCCCCACGACUUUUAUCUGUUGAUACCCAGUCUACUCCAACAAUCGGUGGCCGCCCACCACCAAGGGAAACUGUCCCAGGAAUCCUUGAAAGCCGGUUUAGAUUAUCUCCUUGAGCCCUUUUUACUACCAUCGCUGAUCCCUGCGUUGAAUUGCGUUGGUACACUACUCCAAGAAGAUCCUAUAUCUGCCGGAGUCGUGCUCGAAGUCCUUGUCAAAUCGCCUGGAAGCGCCGACUCACAAGAGAUUCAUCAGACUAUUCUGGAAACCUGCGCACCUCAACUGCAGAACAGCAUUCGAGCCUGUGACCCCGACAAGUUUGGUUCAGUGCUCAGACUCUUAGACCAAUGUUCCCAGUCUUCGUUCUCCUCCGCUCUGGAUUUGGAACUACGAUCGCAGAAAGGUCAACUCCUGGAUGAACUACAUUCCCACGUACUCACAGUGAUCGCGUCUCACGGCGAUUUUGACUUUGAUAAGCAUCCACCCAAACCCAGCGUGCCUGCAAUGGUACGUCGCGCGGUUCAGGUACAUGGCGUGGAGGUGGUUUUACAAAUCUUGAUUGGGGUUCUGCUGCAGCUGAGCGACAGCCCUGAUUUUCUUUUCUCCCUGGAUGUGGUUGCCACUCUUGUGUCAAUGACUGGCGACGAGCUCUGCGACAUACUACGGCUGCGCCAUUCCACCAUUGGGACCCUCUUGAAGAAAGGUGACACACUCUUGGCGGAAGCAGUAGUACGACUUUAUCGACUGGUGGAGGCCUACAGAAACCUUUUGGUGGUCCAUGAAAUCAAUCUGGACACGUUCUCUUUUGCUCAGCAGCUGACGAACGUCGAUACGACAAAUCCCAAUCCGGAUGGAAGUGCUACUGUCUCAGGGAGCAUGGAGUUGCAACCCGAUCCUACACAGACGGAUGGUAUUGACCAGGUGUUGGAUGAAGUUGCUGCAAUGGGGAAUAUGGACUCGAAUGACGCCGACAUGAAUUUUGAUGCACUGUAUGGCUUGCAGGGAACUGAUAUGGACCUGAAUGAUCUAGACCUAGAUAUGUUCUAG